AUGGAGGAUCGCAAACCCCUCUGCUGUGAGAAAUCCCGACCUCCUCCAGCCCCACCAGACCGCUCCCACCCCGCGUUACAGCGCCCGAGCCGCCCUGCAGUUCCCUCACAGUUCGGCCGCCACGCCGCCCUCAGCGCCUUGGCCGCAGCCCGCCGAGCUUUUCGCUGGCUCCUCCCUGGCUCCCGUCUCUUUUCUCGCUUUCGUUUUUCCCUUCGCUGUGGAGGUGGUUCGUUAUCCUGGCGGUAUUCGCCCUGGGGGUCCGUCUCACCUUUCUGGCUCUGCCAGCGAUUUGCUCAAGUGUUUACGUGGCCGAAAGCCCCCCACUGCCACCGACGACGUGAUGUAGGCCGAUAUCGGGCACCCUACCGGAACCGUGAGCUGCUUGAGGGCUGCCGAGAGUUUGAGGUUAACAACCUCUCCCGUGCAGCGGGAGAGGGCAGUGUUGGUCCAGCAGGACAGUCUUCUGUUAGUGUUUCCAGGUUUUCUCCUCAAGCAGUUGUUUAUAGCUGGCUGUAUUACCUAAAGGAAAAAUGCCUUUGUGAAAGCCUUUCUGACUGCAGUUCGUGUAUUGGUAAUGACACAAAUGUAACAGGCUGCAAGUGGAUCACAUGUGAUGAAGAAGAGAUGUGUGUAAAUGAAACAGAAGUAGAUGGGAAACAUAGCAACUGUACAACUGAAGAACAGUGUUCCAAUGCUACUACGUCGCCUUCCAAUGCUACUACGUCGCCUUCCAAUGCUACUACGUCACCUUCCAAUGCUACUACGGAGUCUUCCAAUACUACCACAGCCAGUUCUACUACCACAGCUCAUACUACUAUAGCUAACAUCACCAAUGUAACCACACAUGCUCCUUUAUCGACAACUGCCAUAACUUCAGCCACCACAACAACCAGUAUUCCAGGUACAAAUGCUACUGUGACGCCUGCACCUUCUUCACGCAAAUCUACGUUUGAUGCUGCGAGUUUCAUAGGUGGAAUUGUCCUUGUUCUGGGUCUGCAGGCUGUUGUUUUCUUUCUGUACAAAUUCUGCAAGUCAAAAGACCGAAACUAUCACACACUUUAGGACAUGCCACUUUAUAAUGGACUAGUAGCCCAACACGUGUAGUUCACUGAACCAAAAUAUUUUCUGUUGCUCAUUGAAGACAGCGGUUCGUAAUAUCCUUUAAAUCUCUAAAAGAAGACUUUAAAAGAAUAUUUUUGCAACAUUAUACUUGGCAAGAGGUGAUAUCAAUCUCUUCAACAGGAUUACUUGCAAUAUGCUGCAUGGGUUCUAAUGGCUGUCUUAUUUUCCUUUAGUGGCUGCUGCUGUGGGACUUUUUUUUGAUAUGCCAAAUGUAGACGUUCAGAGAUUCUUAUUCAGUGGCAACACUGUCUUGAGUAGACAAUCUCAUGAUGACUUAUUGUGAAGGCUAAUUUAAUCAACAUUUGAUACAGUAUCCCUUCAGUUUUAUCAAGAUGUGAAUUAUUGGUGACUGACUUCAGGGAGUGAAAUAGCGUUUAUACUAGCUUGUGGCUUUAAUAGUGUACUGCUAGAAAGAUGAACAAAAUUGUAGGAAUAGCUAAUGUCUUAACAGAA
Messenger RNA from Charadrius vociferus (killdeer), 1575 nucleotides. It is a transcript of the gene CD164, whose product is annotated as CD164 molecule, sialomucin. Gene Ontology annotation, cellular component: lysosome; endosome. The coding region runs from base 1 to 1062 and encodes 353 amino acids. The record is from RefSeq and is a predicted model, not a curated record. The transcript has 9 exons. NCBI's taxonomy places the organism in Eukaryota, Metazoa, Chordata, Aves, Charadriiformes, Charadriidae.